AUGGAAAGCAAUUUGGGAAGAUCUCCGCGGGGCAACGAUACCAGCGAAAUGAAUCUGGACGGAUCACUCAGGAAGAAUUCUGUUUUCUUUCCAGCAGUGAGCUCCAUACGGCCGAUAGACAGCACGAAAUGCGUGGUGGUCCAAGAUGUCAAGGCUGUCACUCACGAGAACGCGCACGUUCACGACCCGAUAUCAACGCAAAUACCCACCGAAGAGUCCCUGCCCACGAGCACGGCAGAACACUCGAGCGCGUCGGACAGCGCCGGGGAUCAGCAGAGCGAUCCGCAGAUCCAGCAGUCCGCGCAACAAUGGCCGGCGGUGCUCGAGCUGCAGGCGUACAACGUGGCCCACUCGGCCGUCAUACCGCCUUAUAACUUCUGGAACACGGAGUUCCGUAACAAGCAGCCUGCGUUCAUCCGGCUGAACCUGACUCUGCCCUGGGGCGUGAAUUUCGCGGUCUACGGGCGACGCAACGUCGCGCCGAGCGUCACGCAGUACGACUUCGUCGAGUUCGUGAAAGGGGGUCGCGUGGACCACAGGCUGAAGCGAGACGCCGCCUCCGAGGCGGUUAGCUUCAUGAGCACGGCGGCGCAGGAGGUUCGAGCGAAGAAUCGCGAGAUCCGCUCGGCGCCCGCCUAUCAGCACGUCCUGAUCAAGAGGACCAUCGUCGAGCCGAUGAUGGUGAACGUCAGCCUGCUGCAGUAUCUGAACACCGGCCGUUGGUUCCUCUCCGUCUACAACGACGAGCUGCAGCCGUACAAAGUUACCCUGGUCGUCACCGAAGCCGAAGGCGUCUCGACUACCUGCCCGAACGACUGCUCCGGCCUGGGAUCGUGUUAUCUUGGCAAGUGCGACUGCAUCGAUGGGUAUCAGGGAGCCGAUUGCAGCAAGAGCGUGUGCCCGGUUCUAUGCUCCUCCCACGGGCAAUACGGCGGCGGCAUGUGUCACUGCGAGGACGGCUGGAAAGGUGCCGAAUGCGACAUACCAUUAGGCGACUGCCAAGUUCCUGAUUGCAAUCAACACGGACAAUGCGUCAGGGGAUCGUGCGUGUGUAAUCCUGGCUGGAAGGGCAACUUCUGUGACGAACCGGACUGUCCCGACCCGAAUUGCAGCGGGCACGGCGCCUGCGUUUCCGGGAAAUGUUACUGCAAAGCAGGCUGGCAAGGCGACAAGUGCGAUCAGGUCGACCAGCAGGUGUACCAGUGCCUGCCCCGUUGCUCGGACCACGGCACGUACGACCUGGAAUCGGCGACCUGUAUGUGCGAGGGACAUUGGACAGGGGUGGACUGCUCGCAACCCAGUUGCGGCCUCGAUUGCGGACCUCACGGAACCUGCGAGCAGGGUGUCUGCAA
Messenger RNA from Nomia melanderi (Alkali bee), 1352 nucleotides. NCBI's taxonomy places the organism in Eukaryota, Metazoa, Arthropoda, Insecta, Hymenoptera, Halictidae. The record is from RefSeq and is a predicted model, not a curated record.